Messenger RNA from Fibroporia radiculosa, 1557 nucleotides. RefSeq lists its product as uncharacterized. NCBI's taxonomy places the organism in Eukaryota, Fungi, Basidiomycota, Agaricomycetes, Polyporales, Fibroporiaceae. The coding region runs from base 1 to 1557 and encodes 518 amino acids. The record is from RefSeq and is a predicted model, not a curated record. The transcript is spliced from 5 exons.
AUGUCCACAGUGCCCUUUCAACGUCUCAAAGCCAUGAUGAUUCCAAAGUCCCCACUAUCUGGCAUCACCCUUGCGAACGUCCUCGCGGGAGACACUUGCUAUCCUAUUAGUCUUCGAAGCUUUGAAGCAUACUUGUAUCACAAGGAAUAUUCCCUGGAAAAUCUCCAAUUCGUUGUCUGGUUCCAAGAUUACCGGCGACGAUUCUUUGAGCUUCCGUCCGAAAUACAAAAAGCAAGCCCUGGCCCCCGGCAAUUUCGCUUCGCGCUUCCGACACCCGCACGGACUGCCCAACGUGUCGCGGAGAGCGAGCGCAAUGCGCUCUGUCACAUAGGCGAUACACCUGCCACACCUUCCGCGCACAAUUCUUCGUUCUUGUACUUCAGCGGGACUGCUGGGACGGAGUCGAACUACUUCCCCGGUUCUCCCCGUUGGCGCGACGACAUGCCGCCAGCGCUGGGAAUGCCGCUGCUAUGCGAAAGUGCAAACAGUACCGCAGAUAGAGGCGCAAGAACGCCGGCGGAGCAGCCGUUACGGGCAGAAUGUAUGCGAGCGGUAGCGACGUUCUUGCGGCCUGGUGUGACAAAAGAGCUCCCACUCGAUCCCGUCGUGCGCGACAUGGUGGUCCGCGAUCUGACCUGGAAUACCCAUCCCGAUACUUUCCUCCCGGUUUACGAGGAAAUAUAUACGAUGCUCGAGACCGUCAGCCUUGCACGCUUCCUUAACCUCGCAUCGACCAACGUCAACUGGCCGAAAAAAUUGUAUUGGUAUGCAUGCGGCCUAACAUACACGUUCGUUGGGCUCGCUAUUGGAUUGGCGCUCAUCGAGUCGCUGCCCGCUCCACCAGAGAGGAGUCGUGCAUGGCGCCUUUUCUCAGUGCCGUUUGUUACGCUUGGACUAAUGCAGAUACACUCCGGCAUCAGGGGAUUCUGCAGUGAUGUAUUCGGCCGUGGCCAUACGCAGCUGCGCGAGUGGGAACUGGCAGACAUGGAUGAAGAAGCCGCUGCCCAUUGGCGGCGUGUCCUGCAGCCUGAUGAUGCGAAUUGCGCCAGCAGCCGGAACAGGGGUGAGGGAGAUGAGGUGGAGAUGGUACGUAUGUCUCAGCGCGCACCGUGGGACGCGGGAGACGACGUCAACACCGAAGCAGUCGCGAUGGACGCGGGAACAGACAUUCCCGCUGUAUAUAUCGGUCCUGCGCAGCCUGCGAUAGAUGCUGUUGUACCGUUCGUGGAGUCUCCGGUCGAGUCUACUCUCGCGAGCAGCAUCGGGUCAUCCUCGCGCGAUGCACGGCAGAGACACGACACGCUGUCGACGCAGCAUCCACAUCUUCGGACACAUAUCUGGUCGAGGAAGGUAUACAGGAAGCACAGUGAAGACGACAUCUUGAAGAACAGCAACGAGCAUGACAGUCCGACCAUACGCCGCCGUCCGCCUGUAUUUGGCCCUGAGAGGGCUGUGCUCGAUCCGCGCAUCCAAGCUGCACAUGCUCGAGUUCUGCGGGAGAUGCUGUAUGUUGGUCUCUGGUGUGGAAUAGUGAGCAAUACUUUUACACCUACCUGA